This is a messenger RNA of Paramuricea clavata, 762 nucleotides long. Lineage: Eukaryota; Metazoa; Cnidaria; Anthozoa; Malacalcyonacea; Plexauridae. The record is from the annotation of a GenBank genome assembly.
AUGGAAGAAGCGUAUUGCAUGGCUCAGGACAAGAUAAAGAAGAAAGGUAUCAAAGCGAAACGCUCAUAUGAUCGAUGGGUUCGCAGUUCUGUACUAGAACCAGGAGAUCGUGUGUUGGUGCGUAAUCUUACCGAACGUGGUGGUCCUGGCAAGCUGAGGUCAUUUGGGGAGAAUGACAUCUACGUAGUGGUAAAUCGGAAGGGCCCGGAGAGCCCAGUGUACGAAACGAAGCGUGAGAACGGUAAGGGAAAGAAUAGGGUUCUACACCGAAAUUUACUUCUCCCUUGUGAUCAUUUACCCGCAGAAAACCCACAACCACCUACACUAAAACCACCCCCAGCAACCCGGCGACAACAACACAGACAACCACCCAGAAACGUUACAGCGCAGGAUGAGGAAACCUCCAGCGACGAAGAAUUCUCUGAUGUGGUAAUGGUCUCCCUACCUCGAGAAACGCGUUCUGCCCAAUCCCGAAACCCGCUACCAACAGACGAGGCAGUUCCUGAUCAAAGUGACAACCUGGCUGUGGACGACAAUUUAGAGACCCUUGAAUUGCAACCCCCUACCGAGACCGAAGAAACAUUAGACCUCAGCGGUGAUCAGGAUAACCUAAACCCUGUUCAUGAUAUCCCCACCAUAUCUGUAGUUGAAAAUCCGAGACCACAGCGAGUACGGCACCCACCUGAUCGGCUAACCUACUACAACCCUGGUGAGACAGACCCGUUUAGAGUAUUCCCCAUUUCAGCUACAGUUUCACCCAAU